CUUAACAACACCUUUAACACCGUCUUCCCUACAACUACCUAGACAGUCUGAGGCAACUAUAGAAUUAAUUGCUACUAUACAAAAUACGAAGAAGGGCAUAUUAUUAGAAGGAUAAGCAUAAUUGUUCAGCGAUCGUCGCCAAAUGCCUUCGCGGUAGUACUAACAUGAUUGCUUCUUCAUUUCUUCCCUCCCGCUUUCGCGGUGAGCAACCAACCGAUACACCAAGCCCACCAUCCAAGUUGAACCAGAGAGUCACACCGAUCCUCCAGUUUUUCUCCAAGAUUGCUUGCCUGCACCCGAUCCAUACCAUCGUUAUCGUUUCCUUAAUAGCUAGCACCACCUACGUCGGCGUCGUAAAGGAGAGCCUCUUAGAUGUGACUAGAAGUGCGAGGACGGCCGAUUGGCCCUCGUUAGUGGAGGGCAGCAGAAGCUUGCAGGUUGGCCCCGAAACCUCGUGGCGGUGGCAGAGCUUCGACUCCGAUUCGACCAUCCCAAAGGAUGCCGACCACUUGGCCCUUGUUACUCUGGUCUUUCCGGAGUCGUCUGCAGAUGCGCCCCAGACUGCGCCGUUGCCUCAUAUCGUCCCUCUCCCGCAGAACCUGAGCAUCUCGCAUCUGCCGUCUACUUCGAACUCCUUAAGUGCCUAUUCCCAGGACAGCGCUUUGGCAUUUGCCGUCAAGUAUAGCGAGGCUGCGGAGUUCCUUGCAGCAGCACAAGAGAUCCCCAACGAUGUUCCUGGUCAAGAAUCGCGCGAAACCGAGUUAGGCAAGGAGGAGCAGAAGAUGUGGAUAAUGAAAGUCGCCAAGGGUUACACCAGAGGAAGUGUAGUACGAUGGAUUCACAAUGCUUGGACAGAGUUUCUCGACCUGAUAAAGAAUGCCGAGACGCUAGAUAUCAUCAUCAUGGUCCUGGGAUAUCUGUCUAUGCACCUAACUUUCGUGUCGCUGUUCUUAUCCAUGAGAAAGAUGGGGUCGAACGUCUGGCUAGCCAUCAGUGUGCUUUUCUCAUCGACUUUCGCCUUCCUAUUCGGUCUCAAUGUUACCACCAAGCUCGGCGUUCCGAUCAGCAUGGUCUUACUAUCCGAAGGGUUACCUUUCCUGGUUGUUACUAUCGGGUUCGAGAAGAAUAUCGCGCUAACCCGGGCUGUCCUGUCCCACGCGUUAGAGCACCGUAGGCCCGAAGAGAAGCAGACCAAUGGUGGUAAAUCUGCCAAGUUCUUGACUCCCUCGGAUGGUAUUAUUCACUACGCCGUACAGCGCGCAAUCAAGGAUAAGGGUUAUGAGAUCGUCCGUGACUAUGUCAUUGAGAUUCUGAUUCUCGUUGCCGGAGCCGCCUCGGGCGUGCAAGGCGGCCUCCAGCAGUUCUGCUUCUUAGCCGCCUGGAUACUCUUCUUCGACUGCAUCCUGCUCUUCACCUUCUAUACCGCUAUUCUGUGCAUCAAACUCGAAGUAAACCGCAUCAGGCGCCACGUGGAGCUGCGUCGGGCCUUGGAAGACGACGGUAUCAGUCGCCGCGUUGCUGAGAAUGUUGCCAAGAGUAAUGACUGGCCUAGAAGAGAUGCUAAGGGCCAGGCUGAUGUGCCUCUCUUCGGUAGUGAUCUCAGGGGCAACAGCGUCCCAAAGUUUAAGUUCUGGAUGGUUAUGGGUUUUGUUGCCAUCAAUGUCGCCAACAUCUGCACGAUUCCCUUCAGGACCUCGGAGAUUUCCAGCAUCUCUUCGUGGGCUACGGGCUUGGGAGGUGUCAAUCAGUCUAAGCCGACUGUAGUUUCUAUCCUGACUCCCAUCAAGUACGAAUUGGAAUUUCCUUCUAUCCACUACGCGGAGGCGCCCCUACCCACGAACAACGGGUACCAUGGUAAACGGGACAGCUAUCCUCAACUCAACGGCUACGGAGUAGGCGGACGCAUGGUUGGUAGCCUUCUUACCAGUCUCGAGGACCCGAUCCUAUCCAAGUGGAUCGUGAUCGCUCUAGCCAUGAGUGUUGCGCUUAAUGGUUAUCUAUUCAACGUGGCCAGGUGGGGUAUCAGGGAUCCGAAUCUGCCGGAUCAUCCUAUAGACCCGAAGGAGCUCGCAGAUGCCGAGCGAUUCAACGAUACGCAGUCUGCAACACUACCCCUCGGUGAGAUCCUACCGAAGCAGUCGCAGUCGCAGCCAAUGCCUGACAGACCUAUCACUCCCGCCUAUACCGAUGAUGAGAGUGUUAGCCAGCCUCCCCCAGCUAGUCAGCUAGCGUCACUAGCGGCGCAGAGGACACAGAGCGAGCUAGACAGGAUAUUAUCUGAGAAAAGGGCGCACGAAUUAACUGAUGAGGAGAUUGUUGCCGUAUCGCUGAAAGGCAAGAUCCCUGGUUAUGCAUUGGAGAAGACCCUCAAGGAUUGCACGCGGGCUGUGAAAGUUCGUCGAAGUAUCAUCGCGAGGACCCGAGCGACGGCAGACCUUACUGGCUUAUUGGACCAGUCUAAGUUGCCGUACGAGAACUACAACUGGGAACAAGUGCUUGGCGCCUGCUGUGAGAACGUUAUUGGUUAUAUGCCCAUUCCUGUCGGUGUAGCCGGACCGCUCGUCAUCGACGGCAAAAGCUACUUUAUUCCCAUGGCGACUACUGAAGGUGUGCUCGUCGCUAGCACAAGCCGCGGCUGCAAGGCUAUCAACUCUGGCGGAGGUGCCGUUACGGUUCUGACGAGCGACGGAAUGACUCGAGGACCAUGCGUGCAAUUCGAGACACUCGAGCGCGCCGGCGCUGCGAAGCUCUGGAUCGAUUCCGAGACAGGUCAGUCCGUCAUGAAGAAGGCGUUUGAUUCAACUUCAAGGUUUGCUCGAUUGCAGACGAUGAAGACGGCUCUUGCUGGAACUAAUCUCUUCAUCCGGUUCAAGACGACGACCGGCGACGCCAUGGGGAUGAACAUGAUCUCCAAGGGUGUUGAGCACGCGUUGAAUGUCAUGGCUACCGAGGGUGGGUUUAGCGAUAUGUCCAUCGUGUCGCUGUCUGGAAACUACUGUAUUGAUAAGAAGGCUUCCGCGAUUAACUGGAUCGAUGGCCGAGGUAAGGGUAUAGUUGCCGAAGCCAUCAUUCCGGGCGAUGUAGUCAAGGCGGUGCUGAAGAGCGACGUGGAUAGCCUCGUCGAGCUUAACAUCGCAAAGAACUUUAUCGGGUCUGCUAUGGCUGGUGCGAUGGGCGGUUUUAAUGCUCACGCAGCCAACAUAGUUGCGGCCGUUUUCAUCGCUACCGGACAGGACCCGGCGCAAGUCAUAGAGAGUUCGAAUUGUAUCACCAUCAUGAAAAACCUACGCGGGUCUCUUCAAAUCUCCGUGUCUAUGCCGUCGAUUGAAGUUGGCACGCUCGGCGGCGGCACUAUCUUGGAGCCUCAGAGUGCCAUGCUCGACAUGCUCGGUGUUAGGGGACCUCACCCGACAAACCCUGGUGACAAUGCGGCGCGUCUUGCUCGUAUAGUUGGCGCGGCAGUCCUUGCGGGAGAGCUCUCCCUCUGCAGCGCUCUCGCUGCCGGCCACCUAGUCAAGGCGCACAUGGCGCACAACCGUUCGGCUCCCCCAACCCGGAGUACCACGCCGGCCCCAGUUGCCAGUGGUGCGAUGACACCCGUUGGAUUAACUAUGACAAGUUCGAAGAGUUCUGCCGCUCUUGAUCGGGCUGCGGUAUCGAGACGUUGAAUGAUAAGACAGCUCAUUCGUUUCGUAUCAUUGAUCAAUUUACGGUGUAUUAGAGGUUUUUAAAGAAGAUGCGCUCCUUAUAGAGCAUAAUGAUGCAUCGAGCUAGGCGUUUAGCGAAGUUACGUUUAGGUAUGUCUUGUGACAAAUAAGACGUCAUGCGGAUGGGUGGUUGACGGAGGUAUUCAACCAAGUCAGUUAGGGGUCCGUGUUCUACGAAGUUUAGAUUCUCUUUUAUUCGGAUCAGAGAGAUCACAGAUGGAGAUGACUAGCAAGUCACUGCCUACGCAGGGUCGCCACGGGUAUAAAAAAAACAAGAAGCUCUC
Molecule: messenger RNA, 3991 nt
Organism: Daldinia loculata
Lineage: Eukaryota; Fungi; Ascomycota; Sordariomycetes; Xylariales; Hypoxylaceae
Product: 3-hydroxy-3-methylglutaryl-CoA reductase
Exons: 4
Coding region: 165-3668 (1167 amino acids)
Biological process (GO): isoprenoid biosynthetic process; coenzyme A metabolic process; ergosterol biosynthetic process
Cellular component (GO): peroxisomal membrane; endoplasmic reticulum membrane
Molecular function (GO): hydroxymethylglutaryl-CoA reductase (NADPH) activity; protein binding
Source: RefSeq, a predicted model, not a curated record